Molecule: messenger RNA, 228 nt
Organism: Schistosoma guineensis
Lineage: Eukaryota; Metazoa; Platyhelminthes; Trematoda; Strigeidida; Schistosomatidae
Source: the annotation of a GenBank genome assembly
AUGGCUGGAGGGAGUGGGGCAAUAAACAGGAGUGUUGGUUCAAUACCUGAAAAUUCACAUAUACAUAUAAGAAAAAAGCCAAUACAGAAGAUAAUAAUAUUAUGUAAUGCAUUAGUACACCUUCAAUAUUGGACUUCAAUCAGUGCAAAAGAUCACAAUAUGAAUAAUUUGGAUUUCAUGUUUAUCAAAGACGUAGAAAAUGAUGAAAUUUCAACUGAUCAGAAUUAG